Messenger RNA from Oppiella nova, 729 nucleotides. The record is from the annotation of a GenBank genome assembly. NCBI's taxonomy places the organism in Eukaryota, Metazoa, Arthropoda, Arachnida, Sarcoptiformes, Oppiidae.
AUGCAAACAAACACAUCUUCCAGUGCUCUAAACGCAUCCCAAACCAGUGUUAAACUGCAGCCACUUUUGGCAAAAAAGUCCAGUCCCUCAUCAGUAAUGAGCGGACAAAUGUCUCCCACAACUUCCAUGUCAUCAUCAAUGGGUUCUCCAGAACUUCUUCGCUGUAAACGAAGAAUAAACUUCGGAGGUCUGGGAUAUGCCAUCCCUCAGACACAACCGGCAACUGUCGCGCGAAGGAACGAAAGGGAGAGAAAUCGUGUGAAGAUGGUUAACAUGGGAUUCGCGACACUCAGACAACACGUGCCAAACGGUGUCAAAAACAAGAAGAUGAGUAAAGUGGAGACAUUGCGCUCUGCCGUCGAGUAUAUCCGAGAAUUGAGAGAACUUUUGGGCGAAUCCGACGAUAUGAGUGUCGAAAACCACUGUUCAGAAAACUUACAACAAUUGCUAGCGAGCGAUGAGAACUGGAACCCGAGUCCAUCGGUUUUAUCGACGUCUGCAACUCUAUCCUCUCCGACAUCAAUGAGCUAUACAUGCAAUUCAAGCGCUAAUUCAUCGAUGCCUAUGAGAAAAGCGCCGAACUCUCCCUCCUCGCCAAAUAUGACGACCUCUCCCUCGCCGAGUAUGGGCUCCGAUGCUUCGUCUCCUUACGACUCAUUAGAUAGUAUGGAGAGACAAGUUUCGCCCGAAGAAGAGGAACUUUUUGAUUUCACCAAUUGGUUCUCCUAA